AUGGAUCCGUUUGUUUAUUUGCCCGAGUACCCGUUUGUUAUUUGCAGCGUGUGCAAGUUUGCAUGCGUGGCCAAUGAGGUAGCAGCCCAUUUACAGCAACAGCAUAUCCCGGCAACAGCAGCAGAGGUUAGACGAAUUAGCGAUGUUGUGAAGGCAAUCCCGGGCAUCAUCAAAACACAAGAAGAGUUACGCCAGUGGUCAGUGCCGCCACCAACAACACCACCAAUCCCCAUCAUUCCACCGCCAGAACCGGAUGGGUUGGGAUGCAACGAAUGCCCGUAUGUGGCCCGGACACCAAAGACCAUAAGAGCACAUUAUCGAAACAAGCAUGAGUGGGUCAACGAUCGGGGACCGGGCCGAUGGGCCAAGAAGUUAGGGGCCGAGAAGGAGCGGGCCGUACCGUGGAGAACAGGCGUUCAAUGUCAGAGAUUUUUCCCGUCGCGUGUGGCAAGUAGUUGGUUCGAGGUUGGCCGGGGAUUACCGCCGUCCGUCAAGCCGGAUCAGGAUACCGACGGGGUCGACAAGGAAGCCGAGUUUUUAAACCGAAUCCACCGCGAAGAUGAAGAGGCGUUUGUCAAAGAGUCCAAAGCAGCCAUCAAAACGGUGGAUGACAAAUGGGAAGCCGAUCGGUGGUUAAAUCGCGUUGGGUGGGCAGCCCAUUUGAAGGACGUUGACAGGGACGAUUUGGCAAAGGCAGUACGUCCGAUCGAGGAGCAUGAGGUCGAAUUACAGAAGAUGUGGGCCGUUUUUGAUCAGGUAUUAGACAGCGCGUAUGCCGUGGCCGUCAAUCGCAGUCCGGGCACGGCCGAGUUGUACGAAGUCGAGCGGAAGGAAAUAUACGUCACGCCCGAAACGCCGUUCAACGGGAGGAUGGAGCCCAAGUCAUGGGAAAAUUACAAAGACAAGUGGCGCACAUUGAUGUGUGUUUGGCAACGGAUGGAGUUGUUAGAUGAAGACGAGCGGCCGCCAUAUCGAUUGACGACGAAACAAGCAAAGAGGUGGGGUGAAUUCCGCACAGGCGUAAAGGCCGUGGUGUCGGGAUCCGACAAAAUUGGUAGGUACACCGACGAUAGAUUGCAACGGCCAUGUUUAGAUAUGGUGGUUAGCAUGUUGGAUCACCCAUUGCAGAACGGAAACCAUUAUGAAAGCAUCAUUAUCAGUGCGUUGGCAGUGAUGGGAAUGGACGAUCAUGGCCGUUGGAUGAGCGCGUUAAGUUACACGCCGAUUUAUUCAGCAGUCAUCAAGGUUGCGAAAUAUUUGGUGUUGUAUCAAUCCGUAUUGGAGAGGGGAGAAGAGAUCGCACGGUUACGCCACACAAUGAGCAGGAAAAAAGCAGAAGAGAAGGCGACGGGAUUAUUCCGCAUUGUACGGCAAAAGGUGCGACGAUUCAUGACGCGGAUUUCGGAUGAAGCAGACGCGGACCCGACGCCGAUGAAUUGGAUCAUCAACACGCGGACAUACGGGUUAAAGAUCCGAUACACAACACCCGGAGGAGAGAGCAUCGAUUGGCGGGGAGAUGAGAUCAUACACGGAAAGGUGCGGUUGCGGAUGAAUCAGUUAUCAGACAUGUUGCAUAAUUUAUUGGAAGAUGCGAGACGAAAGAUGGCAACAUUGACGAUGGUGGACGACGCAGAGUCGAUUAGGGAGGCAUUGCCGAGGAUACCGUGGUCACGCAUCGAGGAUCGGCACGGGGAGGGCGAUUUGGAUUAUUCGUUUUUGAGAAACCCCGAGAACGAGUGGUGGGUGCAGCCCGGAAGUGGAUGGGUUAAGGGACGGAUAUUGAGAUCAAAAGAGAAGCGGGCGGCAUGGUUGUCAGAGACGUUGGAUGAGCGGCAUCCGUACAAGGCGAAGGCAGUACGCAGUUACGGGAGGGCGUUGGAGGAAUUCCGCGAGCAGAUAUGGAUGUUGAUGCACAUGACGGGCGGGCAGCCGGCACGAUCAACGGAGGUUUUGGGGAUACGGAUGUGGAACACGAUGAACGGCGGGGUGAGGAACAUAUUUAUAAACGAAGGAAUGAUGUGUUUCGUGACGAUGUAUCAUAAGGGGUUCCGGAAAUCGGGAGAUAUCAAAGUGAUACACCGAUAUUUGCCGCGCGAAGUGGGCGAGUUGUUGGUAUGGUACAUGUGGUUGGCGUUGCCGUUUUGGCAGAAUGUGCAGGGCAGGUUGAAGGGCAAGAGGCGGAAGAGCGCGUUUUUAUGGGCAGACGAGAUUGUCGGGGAAGACGGGGGCAAGGACCAUGGCAACGGGAGUCGACAAGAGAAUGGCGAGGACGGAAGGGACGAGGAGGAGGAAGAGGAAAGGGUAGAAGAGGCAGUGUUUAUGGAGUGGUUUACAGAGCGCAAAUGGACGAGCGACCGAGCGCGGAGGGUGAUGCAGCGAUACAGCAAGCAGUUUUCGGGACAGCAAUUGAACAUCAGCGCAUGGAGGCACAUGGCAAUCGGAAUCGCCAACCGUUAUUUAAACGGUUUGGUCGGAGACACAGAGGGUUACGGCGGCGACGACGACGAUGACGACGAAGGGGAGGACGGGUUGGUCGACAGCAUAUACGAUUUACAGGCAGGGCACGGGUCGCACAUAGCAGGGUUAGUAUACGCAAGGAUGUUUGGGCAGGGUAAUUUGGGAACGAUACAUAGACGAGAGGAGUUCCGAAGAGCCAGCAUGCAAUGGCAUAGGAUCGUGAGGUUCGGGGCGGACGAUCGGUCAGAGAGGGGCGGCGGCGCAGGGUCGAAGCGAGCACGGGCGGCAAUCGACAUAGAGCAGGAAGGGUUGCGGAAGCAACGAUUUGGCAGAUUGCAUCGGGCAGAUAUGCAGGGACAGUUGAAGCAGAUGAUGGGGGAGACGGCGGCAUUCCGGGGGUCGCAGAAGCGGGUGAUCGAAGCCGUGGUGCGCGGGGAGUGGCCGGUCGUACAGGUGGCGCCGACGGGGGGCGGGAAGAGUUUGACGUUUAUGUUGCCGGCAUUUUGCACGCCGGACGGGAUGACGAUCGUGGUCACGCCGUUGUUGGCGUUGGAGGGCGACAUGGUGAGGCGGUGCGGGCAGAUGGGCAUCGAUGCGUACGUAUGGAAGAGCCGAGGGGUGCAGCGAGGAGCGGCGUUGGUGUUCAUAACGCCGGAGGGGGCGGCAACAAAGGGGUUCCGGGCGUUCGUGGAGAGGAUGCAUGGGCAGCAGAGGUUGGACCGUGUUGUGGUGGACGAGUGUCACACGGUGUUGGAGUGGUCGAAGGAGUUCCGGCCGCGGAUAGGGAAGUUGGGAGAGGUGUUGAAGGAGUUUGGAGUGCCGGUGAUUUGUUUGACGGCGACGUUGAAGCCGAAGGAAGAGUUGGCGUUUUAUGCGCAGAUGGGGUUCGUGGGCGAUCGAGUGCGCAUGUUUCGAGAGCGGACGACAAGACGGAACAUCGAGUAUCGGGUAGAGGUGGUCGAGGACGGGAUCGGAGCGUCGGCACCGCACGGCGGAGGGGCGAGAAGCAGGGGAAAGAAGAGAAAACGGGGGCAAGGGGAGAAGACGGCCGGCGAGGAGAAGACAGCGGGGCCGGGCGAAGAAGAACAGGACCCCGUGGAGCAAAGGGUGUGCGAGAUCGUCAGGGCAUGGGCAAAGGUUCACGACGCAGGCAAUGUCAUCGUUUACGGAGGAUCGAUCGAGCGAGUCAAGCGGAUAGCGGCGGCGAUGGGGAGUAAAGAAUAUUGGAACAAGGCGGGCAGCGCGGAAGAUAAGGCGAGAUGGAUGAAGGAGUGGCAGGAAAGCAGCGGAGGAGAGUCGGGGUGGAUCGUGGCGACGAACGCGUUGGGUUUGGGGGUGGACGUGCCGGACGUACGGUUGGUGGUUCACGCAGGAAUGCCGCGAGAUUUGCGAAAUUUCGUGCAGGAGAGCGGGCGAGGAGGAAGAGACGGAGAGAGGAGCGAGUCGGUAGUGGUGGUACGAAGGUCAUGGUUACGGCGUCAGACGGAAGCAUUGGCGAAGGCGAAAGCAAGGAGGACGGCGGCGGCAGAGAGAAGGGAAGCAACGGAAGAAACGGAAGCAACGGAGAGCAAGACGGGGCAUGUGAUGUGGAAAGGUGUAUGGGGCGGAGAAAACAGGGCGGAGGGAUGCGACAGGACGACGGGACAAGAUGGGUGGGACGAAGAUGUGGUGGAGUUUGCAGAGGGCAAGUGUUGUCGACGGGAGGUGUUGGAUCGCGAGAUGGACGGCAACAUGGAGCGUAUAGGAUGUGCAGAAGGGGAAGAGCAGUGUGAUGUGUGUGGCGGGCAGCAGUUGAAGAUGGAUUUGCGAGAGUUGGAAGAAGACGAAGGAUGGAUGGGGGAGGAAGACGAGGAAGAGGAGGAGAUGAAAAGGGCGGAAGUAGAGGCGGAUUUCGCAAGGAGCCAGCAGUUAAUUCGGAUGACGGAGACGGAGAGGAUGUUGACGGCAAUGAAGGAGGCGGGGGACGCAAGAGAGUUCGAGAAGCAGUUGGACGAAUGGGCGGGGUGUUGCGUUGCAUGCAAGAUUGGAGGCAGGGACGAAAUGUAUCACAAGACGGAGGAGUGUACAGAAAAAGAGUCGGGGACAUGGGGCAAAGUGAUGGAAGGGAUGAAGACGGUGAAGAGCGAGAUGUUUGAUAUUACAUAA
Molecule: messenger RNA, 4602 nt
Organism: Trichoderma gamsii
Lineage: Eukaryota; Fungi; Ascomycota; Sordariomycetes; Hypocreales; Hypocreaceae
Exons: 1
Coding region: 1-4602 (1533 amino acids)
Biological process (GO): double-strand break repair via homologous recombination
Cellular component (GO): cytoplasm; chromosome
Molecular function (GO): 3'-5' DNA helicase activity; four-way junction helicase activity; ATP binding
Source: RefSeq, a predicted model, not a curated record